Messenger RNA from Fusarium oxysporum Fo47, 621 nucleotides. RefSeq lists its product as uncharacterized. Bases 1 to 621 code for a protein of 206 amino acids. NCBI's taxonomy places the organism in Eukaryota, Fungi, Ascomycota, Sordariomycetes, Hypocreales, Nectriaceae. The transcript is spliced from 4 exons. The record is from RefSeq and is a predicted model, not a curated record.
AUGGACGAAAAGAGGGACCUCGGGCCCCUGGACUGCAGUUCAGGGCUCUGGACAGCAUGCCAGGAAUCUCAUGCUGUUGUAUCCAGACACUCGGAAAAGCAAGGCUGGUAUGUCAUUCAGCCAAGAACCAAACACCGCGACUUCAUUAUGAAAGAUUGGUUCAGAUUCGACGGACAUGUGCAGUAUCAUCGCAGAGUCAUGGGACCCCUCGUAAAGGAAUGGAAGCCGAUCUCCAUCCCUGCCGAAGACAUUCAAGGUCAGAUUAGAAACCAGAAAAUUCGGAAGCUUGCCGUCAAAUUUGACCCUGCCUGGAACGACGAGCUGGCACAAGCCGCCCAUGACACCCGCGUUGCUCGAUUCUCCACUCCACUGGCUUUUAUGCUAAGAGUAUUUCUCGAUGUGUCACAUCAGCAAACCUACAUGCGAAAACUUAUGGUGAUCGACGAUAUCUCGCAGUGGAAGUCACUAAUGCCUCGGGGUAGUCCCGUAAGAGCCUUUGAUUGCGAUCACGAGUAUAUCGAGGUGUACCCAUUGCCUCUGGAUUUGCAAUAUGGGUAUGUGAACCAGCCUAGUGCUACCAUGCAACACGUCCACAUGCACUGGCACCGCUAUAUCGAGUGA